Crotalus tigris (Tiger rattlesnake) is the source of this 4383-nucleotide messenger RNA. It is a transcript of the gene ZBBX, whose product is annotated as zinc finger B-box domain containing. The record is from RefSeq and is a predicted model, not a curated record. Gene Ontology annotation, cellular component: motile cilium. NCBI's taxonomy places the organism in Eukaryota, Metazoa, Chordata, Lepidosauria, Squamata, Viperidae. The coding region runs from base 16 to 2820 and encodes 934 amino acids. Gene Ontology annotation, biological process: cilium movement. Gene Ontology annotation, molecular function: zinc ion binding. The transcript is spliced from 20 exons.
UCAGACCCAGCUUGCAUGCCACCCCCACCUUUCGGUCUCGUAGAAUGGAAUCUUCCGAAAUGGAACACUCCUGGCGCCGCCCACCCCCUCGCUUUUGAAGAUGGAAGAGGCCCAAGCAACCGGUUGCCGUGGGAACGGCUAGCUUGUUUCGGCAGGGGAGGCUUCGGAAGGCAGAAGGGAGCCGGCCCGGGAAGCCUGGAGUGGGCUGCGCCCGUCUCUGGCCGCCAGAUUUCAAAACCGUAUGAUUUGAAUACGUCUUUAAGCUUUUCUGAAUUUGCAAUCAUGAACAUCAAUGAUUUUGUGAUACUCCCUGGUUCAAAAACUGGAGUUUCUGUAAAAUUGAAGGAAAAAAGUGUACAGGAGCUGCAAUUGGAAAAAGUUCAACUGGAACUUGAAAAUAAAGAAAUGGAGAAGAAACUGAAGCAACUGCAAUCACACAUGAGCCUAGAGAAACAAGAAAGAGGGCGAGUAAAUGGGUAUCGAUGGAAAUCAGGUCAAGCUAAUCUAAACACACAACCAUCAAUCUUACAAAACAAAGAAAAUGCUAUAAAGGUUCCUUCAGGCAGAGUAAAACUGAGGCUACUUAAAGAACAUAUUCCAGCUCCGGAUCCAGCCAAGCAGCCAUUUGUACUUAAAACAGCAAAUGAUGCAGCCGCUGAAAGACCUAAAGUGAAGGGCAAGGCCUGUGGUCAAUGUGAGAUGAAGGCUGCAUUGCUAGUGUGUUUAGAAUGUGGAGAAGAUUAUUGUCCUAGUUGCUUUGCCAGAAUACACCAGAAGGGAGCACUGAAACUCCACAGAACAACUUCUUUGCAGGGAAAAGCACGUAUCUCAGUUGGAAAACUGGAAGCUGCACAGCAGUUCCUGAAAACUGUCAGUCCAACAGAGACUAAUGACUUCAUAAAUAAUGGACAGGAAAAAAAAAUAACCACUAGAGUAGAGGAUGUAGUUGCUGUUCCUCCAUUUUCACCAACAACAUCAACGAAUAAUACUGAGAAACAUUCUAUAGUACCUUCUACCGAGGGCUGGGCUGAGAUUCAAAAUGGUGGAUUUUUUCUGCAUGGUACCUUUGAUGAAAAAGAAUCUGCAAAGUCUUUUCAAGAAGCUCUAAAUCAGUGGAGAAGUGGAAAUUGUUCCCAGAAAAGUAAAGAAGAACGUUCCUGCCAGGUUGGGUCAGAAAAUUCAGGUAUAUGUCAGGUGCAGACGAGCCCUCCAAUUAUGAAAAAGUCUAUUGAAAUUGAAUUCAAAGAAGAUAGCUUGAACUAUAUGGAAAGAUUAUUAAUUAAGAAGCAUAGAAGAACUCCAGUUGAUCAAUUGUCAUAUAACAUAAUGGAUGAAUUAAAACUCAAGGAAUCAUUGUCAAGUGAAAUUCCUGAUACUUGCAGCAGAGAAGAGGAAGAAGAAGAGGCAGAAGAGGAGGCGGAGGGGGAAGGGGAGGAGGAGGAGGAGGAAGACAUAACAAAUGCUCAUGAUAUAGCAGUAGAAAUGAAAAAGUAUUGGGCAGAUGUUUUGGAACAAGAAGAACUUGAUACUGUUCCUAUAAGCUCUGAGCCUUCUUUGAAAAUUCAGAUCCUUGAUGAUGCUUGUAAAGAGGAGACAGAAGAGUCCACUAAUUUUAUAGUAAUGGAAGCUGGGUCUGAUGAGCUGAUAUAUUAUGGUGGUACUCAGAAGACUGAACCAGAUAUUUUUCUGCCACCCUCCAUCAGUAUGACUACAAGGUCACCUCUUUCUUCUGUAGUUGACAGCAAAAACGGCUUAACUUUUCUUUGUAACAGACAUGAAGAAACUCCUAAAACAAGAGCAUCUCCACAGUUUGAAAGAGCUGACCUGGCUGAUAGUUGUUCCUGCAGAGAAGACAUAACUUCCAACUCCUUAUCUGAAAGAGCAAUAACAAAAGGCAAGAAUAGUAAAACCAAAAAGAAAAGCUUUUGCAUGUCAAAUGAGCAGACACCAAGUCGUCCUCAACUGGCUGCCAGCAAAUCUUUCCCCGCUAUGGAGUUAGUUAAAGAAAACAAGAAGUCUCAAGGCGUGCAUGGUGCUUCAUCAGUUGCUCCAAAAGAUUCUUUGUUGUCACGGGUAGCCCUAAGAGAGAAACCUGUUUGUAACCCAUAUCAAGGACUUGAGGAAUUUUUUACAAUGGGUACAAAUUGUCGGCAACUUAAGAUGGAAUCCAUCCCUUCACCAUGCAAGGCCCGCGAGUCUCCAAAGAACAUCAUUUCAUUUCCAGGACCUGAACAGUGGACAAGGCACUUGAGUCUAAGGGAAUGUGCUGAUGAAUCUGUAGUAAAAGAAAUAAUGAACAGUGAGCUUGGUAGACCAUUAAGUAGGCUGGGAAAGCAAACUCCACAUACUCGACUUUCUCAGUCAAACUUAUCCAUAGAACAUGCUUCCUCAAGACCUUUCUCUGCAAAUAUUCCCCUUUGUAGAACUGCUAAACACCAUCCUCGCCCAUCUUCAGUCAUUGAAACAGCAUCCAAACAUUUGAAUACACAAUUUUUAUCAAAAGCUGCUUUUGAAAUUUCAGAAAUUUCAAGCAUAGAUGUCACUGAGAACGAUGAUCCUUUUUUAGAGUAUUACACUAGUCAACAAACCCUAACAGAUUUAGACCAUGAAUUAAAGAGUAUUUCAGAUUCGUGGGAAAAUCUCAAUGGUUUAAACUGUGGAGACUUCAACAGACAUUCCAAAAUCACAUAUCGGGAUUUGCAUAACAACCAUGAAACAAAAGACUAUAGUCAAGGUGAUGCUGUAAGUCUCUGUGACGAACAUUAUACAGAUAAUGAAGAGGACCAGAUGGACAGACAACAGGUGAUAGAAUUGCAAUGAAAAAAGAAUCCAACCUCAUAUGACCAUCUAUUUCAGCUUUCUAACCAAUCCAAAAUGCUUGUCUCACGUAUGGUGGAUCAACUAAACUCAUGAGGAAGUAAAUAAAUAAAUUAAAUACACAUUGAUACUAAAAGAUAAAUGAAGAAAAAUAUAUCUGGGCUUUUCUUAUAUCAAAACUCCUGUCUUUUUCUGUAAGAGAAUUUAAUUCAUAUUUGUCGUAUGUGUACCAAUGAAGCAAGGAGUCAGGUUCAUCCAGAAAUGUUGUUUAUAUAACUUCCUAGUUCCUCAAAACUCAGUGUAAGGAUGAGUGACCAAGUGCUUCAAACAGAACUGGUAACUAGUGCACCUCUUGACUAAUGAUUGUAGCUUGCCUGAAUAUCCUCAAAGGAAAGGACAUUAUGAAUACUUCUCUUAGGGAAGUUCAGGAUUUGCCAUAGUUCUGCCUAUUUUGAAGACACUGGCAGAAUCUAGGACAGUAAUGGUGAACCUAUGAUACAUGUGUCAAAGGUGUCACAUCAUGACAUUUUGGGUGACAUGCCAGUGUCCACCAACACUCAACAGCUAUUCUUGAAAUCACAGCCCGUUCUCGCAUGAUUUUUGAAGAAUGCAAAGGUCAUGCAAAAAUGGGGUGUGCUCUCAUGGUCUCUGGAGCUUUCAAAAAUUACAUAAGAAAGGAACUGUUAUUGUGGUUGUAAGCCAAGGACUACCCAUAAUAACUAUAUAUCUAAGAUAUCUCUAUGUCUUCUCACAUAGCCUGACUUUUUUAUUAUUGCUGAUUAAGCAUUUAUUCGUGACAGCUACACUUUACUAUAUGGGAAAUAAUACAAUAGGUUUUUUUAAGUCAUAAACUACAAAGAAACAGUAGUCUGCACACAAGUGGAUUCUUAUUUUCAAAUGAGUUUAGUCUUUACACACUACGUGUAGGCUACUGGUAUUCAAGCAGCUAAUUGGUCAACCAUUGUAGUUUCAGUUGCUGCAUCUUUAUAGUUACUGAAACUAGAAUUUGCUGAGCAUUGCCACUAAUGAAAUGAGAGAAUAACAAACCUCCACAGUUCUAUGUACAUAUGUAUUUUUAAAUUUUUUAAUGGAACAAUGGCUAAUUCAUGGAUUAAAAUCCCUACAAAAAUGUGGCCUAUCAAGAAGCCUUCUUCAUCUACUCUAAGAGUCUCCCUCAUAUUUUAACUUCCAAAUCUUUUUUUAAAGUGGAUUGUUCUUUGUCUCAUCUCUAAUUUGUAAUGUAUAUUAUCUCAAGACCCUCACUCAAUAAGUUGAAUAAGACCUCCAUUGUGUCUUAAACUGCACUUUUUUUGUUUAUGCUGGUUUUUGUUGACAAUGCCAUUAGAAUGAAAAGUAAAAACAAUUAUUGCUCAUCUGGUUUUAUAUACCUACUACAGAAUUAGGAACUGCUUUUUUUUAACUAACGUAAUUCUUUUUGUGGUUUGCUGUACUGUUUAGAUCACUAAUAACUUCAAUUCUCUUAUUGUUGUCAGGUUUCUUGUAUUCCUAUCAUUAGAGCCUGACUUCAUUUAGAUGGAUCAUUAAACAAAUUAAUCAUUGGUGUCA